Eufriesea mexicana is the source of this 2975-nucleotide messenger RNA. It is a transcript of the gene atl, whose product is annotated as atlastin GTPase. The coding region runs from base 414 to 2336 and encodes 640 amino acids. The transcript is spliced from 8 exons. The record is from RefSeq and is a predicted model, not a curated record. Gene Ontology annotation, molecular function: GTPase activity; GTP binding. NCBI's taxonomy places the organism in Eukaryota, Metazoa, Arthropoda, Insecta, Hymenoptera, Apidae.
CGUCGUCGGAGCGGAUCUCCGCGAGCGGAUUCAUUAAUUGCCGUACGCGGCGCGGAAUAUCGGGCCGUAUACGCGGUGCUGUCGCGAUACAAGGUAACACACCGCAGCCGUCACCCAGGUUUCACCGGUAUUCACCGAUUGUGGGAUACUGCCAACUCGCGGACUCUCCGCCGCUGCUCUGACCGCUGCUCAUCGGCUGGCCACCACCACACACAGCGGGAUAUUUCUAGUCGGCUGGCAUGUCCGAGUUAGUGCUCGAUCGUGUGCGCACCGAGCACCUGUGCGUGUCGGCGCUGCCUCGUUUUCCCGUCCGUCUCGUGGGCCCGAGUCCCUUUUAGUCCAAGUGCACGAGGGAAGAGAACGAAAGCCCUCCGCCCUGCUGUUGUGUGUCGAAUGUGAGCGAGAAGAGGAAGAUGAGCGAGAGGAGAAAGAUACCGUCGGGCAGGAAACGGCACGAACAGGAGCAGCAGGCGAGCAAGUCGAAAGAACCGCUCAGGCCCAAAGAACCGAUCAGGCCGCCGAGGACGAGGACGCAACAGGCUCGCGACAAUGGAGCUAUCGAUCGACGCGAGCAUCGCGCCAAGAAAGUACCGAUGACGACCCUCGACGAGAAUGUGAACCGUGUUCCACGGGUGUACCCAAGCGAAAGAGAAGAACGAGAGGAAUUGGUGGGUUGGCCAGAAAGAAUAGAACGUCUCUCGAUGAAUAGUCAGGAUAAUGCCUCGGACUUAGGACAUCCCGUACAAAUUGUACUUGCUCAGCCAGAUCACACUUUUGAAUUAAACGAAGAAGCCUUGGAGAAAAUUCUUCUUGAAGAUGAUAUUAAGAAUAGGAGCGUAGUUGUUGUGUCAGUAGCAGGUGCUUUCAGAAAAGGCAAAAGUUUCCUGCUUGACUUUUUCUUACGAUACAUGAACAGUAAGUAUAGUAACAAUAAUCACACGGAUUCCUGGUUGGGUAAAGAAGAUGAACCUUUGAGUGGAUUUUCGUGGAAAGGAGGUUCCGAGAGAGACACUACAGGCAUAUUAAUGUGGUCAAAAGUUUUCCGCGGUACUUUGGAGGACGGAGAAAAAGUUGCUGUGAUUUUAAUGGAUACACAAGGUGCUUUCGAUAGUCAGUCCACGGUGAAGGAUUGUGCGACUGUAUUUGCUCUAAGUACAAUGCUGUCAUCUGUACAAAUUUAUAAUCUGUCACAAAAUAUCCAAGAGGAUGAUCUUCAGCACUUGCAACUUUUUACGGAAUACGGUAGACUAGCGUUACAAAACUCCGGAAGCAAACCUUUCCAAAAAUUACAAUUCUUGAUACGAGAUUGGAGUUACCCUUACGAAGCCAAGUAUGGUGCAGAAGGUGGAUUAGAGAUAUUAAACAGAAGGCUAGAAAUAUCUGAUAAACAACAUCCAGAAUUACAAAGUCUAAGAAAGCAUAUUAAAUCUUGCUUCUCGGAUAUAUCUUGUUUCCUCAUGCCACACCCAGGCCUAAAUAUUGCCACUAAUCCUCAUUUCGAUGGUAGAUUAUCGGAAAUUCAACCAGAAUUUAAGGAACAACUUAAGGUGCUGAUAUCGAUGCUAUUAGCUCCAGAAAAUUUAGUUACAAAAAAAAUUAAUGGCCAAAUUGUGAAAGCAAGAGAUUUGCUAGAAUAUUUUAAGAGUUAUAUGAAAAUUUACAAGGGAAACGAGCUUCCUGAACCAAAAAGUAUGUUAGUGGCAACUGCAGAGGCAAAUAACUUAGCUGCGGUAACAGAAGCUAGAGAAUUUUAUAUGCGAUUAAUGGAAGAUAUUUGUGGAGCAAAAACACCAUAUUUAAGAACAGCACUAUUAGAGAACGAACAUGCACGCUGUAUGGAUAAAGCUAUGUGCAUAUUUCAGAAUAAAAGGAAAAUGGGAGGAGAUGAAUUUAGUCAAACCUAUAUGAAAAAAUUAUGGCAGGAUAUGGAUAAAGCUUUUCUUCAGUUUAAAAAACAAAAUGAAAGUAAACAUGUUUUCAAAUCCGCACGAACCUUCGGAAUAUAUUCCUCGAUUGUUGUCAUUAUGUACUUUUUGUCUUCAGUAUUUGGUUUUACUGGAUUAUACCUACUAUCAAAUAUUUGUAACUUCGUUGUGUGCAUCUGUAUGUUAACCAUAAUGUUAUUGGCAUAUAUUAGGUACAGUGGUAGUUACGACACAAUUGAAAUAGUAAUACAUGAAGUGGCUAAUACUUUAUGGAAUAAUUUAAUUAAACCAGUCUAUCGACAAUUUGUGGAGAAGUCAGUGUCUGUAGCAGUGGCUCAAGCUGCUGAAAUGGCUACAAAUACAACAAUGAAUGCCACUGUCACUGCCAAUGGCAAGCCUAAACUAACAUGAUGUUCAUUCCCUUUGUGUCCCAAUCUCUCAAGUGUAUUAGAAGCAUACAUCAAUGUAUUAAAACCAGUAAGUGAUAUAACAAAAUUUCAUUGUUUUGACCAUGUAAUAUGAGGCCAUAAAUAGUUUUCUGUUUGUUAAGUCACAUGGAGGGACAGCGUGUUGAAUAUAUUAAUUUAAAGUGACUGUGAAUGUAUAUACAAUAUAUUUUGAUUAUAAUUCCUUUCUAGAUUGUUGAAAAUCAUUAUUAUUAGUAUUGUCUAUGAUCGCUGAUAUUAUAUUGUUAGAAAAAUAAAAUUCCAUAAUUACUGGUAAAGAAUAUAAUUUGGGUAGAAGCUAUUGUUUUGGGGUUGUUAAUGUUUUAUAAUCAACUUUAACUUCUUUUAUAUUAAAAAAGAAAUACACACACGCACACAUGCUGCAUACAUACAUACAUACAUACAAAUAUAUACACAUAAGAAGCAAAGUGUAAACAAGUUUUUAGAUACAUGUACUUCCAUAUUUUUUAAUGAUAUUGAGUUCAUAUUUAAUUCUUUAGUUAGGAGAUUAUACUUAAGUGCAUUUCGACGUCACAAAAAGGAACAUAUUAACAUAAUUUUAAAACAAAAUUUAAAUAACACGCACUUUGUACAUUUAUGCAUU